Messenger RNA from Dujonia railenensis, 873 nucleotides. NCBI's taxonomy places the organism in Eukaryota, Fungi, Ascomycota, Pichiomycetes, Serinales, Debaryomycetaceae. The record is from the annotation of a GenBank genome assembly.
AUGCCUCAGAGACAAAAAUCAGCCUUAGUUACCGGCGCUUCGUCCGGAAUUGGGUAUGCCACCUCAAUCGAACUCGCUAAGAGAGGCUACAAGGUUUUCGCUGGAGCCAGAAGAUUAGAACCAAUGCAACCAUUGCAAGAUACCUACGGAAUCCAUAUUUUCAAAUUGGAUGUACUGUCGCUUGAAAGCGUAAAGGGCGCAAAGAAGUAUAUUGCAGAGGAAACUGGUGGUUAUUUAGACAUCUUAUAUAACAAUGCCGGUCAAUCAUGUACCUUCCCAGCAAUCGAUGUUACUGAUGACUACUUCCAACAGUGCUACGAAGUUAAUGUUUUCGGGCCAAUGAGACUAGUUAGAGAAUUGAGUCCUCUCAUUAUCAAUGCCAAGGGUGUAAUUGGAUUCACAGGGUCUGUUUCCGCUUUGGUCCCUUUCCCAUUCUCAUGUGUCUACUCAUCUUCCAAGGCUGCAAUUCACCAGUACGCUGCUACAUUGAAAAUUGAAAUGAAGCCUUUUGGCGUCAGAGUUGUAAACGUUGUCACUGGAGGUGUAAACACUCAUAUAGAAGAGAAAAGGUCCCCACCACCGAAAUCGUUGUUUAAUGUCAACGGGUUCGAAGAAGCCCUUGUGGAAAGAAAGCAAAUGGCCGUUAGGAACAAACCAAUUGAACCUUCAGUGUAUGCAUUCCAAGUGGUGAAUGAUUUUGAAAACAAAUGGUCAGGUUUGAAUGUCUACAGAGGUAAAAUGGCAGUCUUGCUUAAAUUUGUGCUGCUUUUUGUUCCAAGAUUUCUUAUCGAACUCUAUUUCAUUAGAAAGUUUAAGUUGACCUCAGUUUACCAAUUGGUAAAAGAAAAAUACAGCAAGAAGAAACUUGAGUAG